AUGGCUGAAGGUAUAUCCGAGUUGGUUAAUUCCUCUCGGCUGGUGACAGAAUUUUACCUCCCGAAUUUUGUUGUCCACCAUCUUGAAACUGUUAAUGAAAUCUGGGAUCUGAGAGAAGAAAUUGGCUAUGGAGGAUCUGGCGUGGUGCGAAAAGAGGAGCGUCGAGUUCACUCCAGUGGAGAGAAAUAUCAUGGUCCAAUGGUACGAGCCGUGAAACAGAUGAGAAAGGUUCCUCAAAACCCAGACCAAGGACAGUGGAAUUAUAGAGCCGAGUUGGAAGCAGUGGUGAAGUUCUCACAGCCAGAGGUAUGCAAGCACCGUGACCCUUUCUUUGUGCGCACCUUUGGGUGGUUCGAAAACCAAGAAUCUGUGUUUCUGGCCAUGGAAUAUCUUCCAUCGAGUGACCUAGAGAGAUUCAGAAGGUCUUCGCCUCCACUUUCCGAAUUUGACACGAGCCUGAUCGUGUGGCAGCUGAUUCAAGGUGUGCGACACAUGCACGAUGCUGGGUUUGCGCAUCGAGACUUGAAGCCAGGGAAUAUACUCAUUGCCUCAACAUCCCCGAUGUGGCACGUCAAAAUCGCCGACUUUGGAAUCAGCAAGCAAGCUAUGCAGGGUGUAACACGCUUUCACACCAUGCGAAUCUUCGGGACCUUGGGAUAUAUGGCACCCGAGGUAUUGGGUUACUAUGCCAACAACACCGGAACCAACAAUACCACGAUUGCAUACACUAUGUCGGUCGAUAUUUGGGCCGUUGGUGUAAUUGCAAUGACCUUGCUGCUUGGGCGCGAUAUCUUUCCUUUGCCGGGCGAUUACGCCAAAUAUGUCUUUGGACAACGGGCUCUCGACUUUGCCCGUGGUCAAGGUGAGGUUUUGACAGACGAUUGCCAGGACUUCAUCGCGGCCCUUCUUGCAGCGGAUCCAAUACUUCGACCGACUGCUGCUGCUGCCCUCGCCCACCCUUGGUUAAUGCAGGCCACCGAAGCAACUGAACCUUCUCCAGUAAGAGAGAUCCCGGACUCGGAAGCAGACUCAGACGAGGACUCCGCUCCAUCUGAUUCACUACAGCCUUCCACAAAGAAUCCGUGGGCGACAAUCGGCAGUAGAACUUGGCCGAGCAAAGGAUCGAAGACAUACAGCGACGCGCUCCUGACAAAGUUCAAGUACCUCUGGCUUGAUAUUAUUCUUCUAUCUCCCAAGUUCCAUACUAUUGAGUUCGAGAAGACUCGGUUUUAUGUUCUACGCUCCGAUAACGCCACAGAUAUUGAGACAAGCGCUGCUCAGAGCGUGUGGACUUCUAGUCAGCGUGUCAACAAGAUCCUUGACAAAGGAUACCGGACAUCCGAAGGCCAUGUGGUUCUAUUCUUCUCCGUGAUUGGUAGUCGGCGAUUCUGUGGAGUAGCACAGAUGACCAGCGCACUGGAUUGGGAGAAUACUGACCCCCAUUGGGUUGAGGAUGUCUGGCAGGGACGGUUCACCUUGACCUGGCUCAGUCAUACAGAGCUCUCAUUUGACCUUGUCAACCAUGUCCCGGUAAAGGAGACCACACCGGGUUUCAGAGCUAUCGCUUGUUACGAUGGCACUGAGAUCUCACCUGGAUCCGCAUAUGAAUUAUUGAGAGUUUUUUCGGCGGCGGAAAGACGGUGA
Messenger RNA from Podospora pseudocomata, 1644 nucleotides. RefSeq lists its product as uncharacterized. Bases 1 to 1644 code for a protein of 547 amino acids. Gene Ontology annotation, molecular function: ATP binding; RNA binding; protein kinase activity. The transcript has 5 exons. The record is from RefSeq and is a predicted model, not a curated record. Gene Ontology annotation, biological process: protein phosphorylation. NCBI's taxonomy places the organism in Eukaryota, Fungi, Ascomycota, Sordariomycetes, Sordariales, Podosporaceae.